Molecule: messenger RNA, 890 nt
Organism: Anneissia japonica
Lineage: Eukaryota; Metazoa; Echinodermata; Crinoidea; Comatulida; Comatulidae
Exons: 9
Coding region: 55-765 (236 amino acids)
Source: RefSeq, a predicted model, not a curated record
UUGAGCUUAAUUGUGCCGCUGUUUUUUAUACCUUGGUGGUGUCGAACUAAAAAGAUGAUGUUUAUAAAUCAAAAUUGUUCCAUUUCCACGGAACAGCAAAUGCUAACAGAACUAGAAGAUACCAACCGACUGGUAUUGUUGGUAGAAGAAAAUGGUAAUGUUCAGCGCAUAAAAAAUAAUGAACAUUGGGGUUCAUUAAAAAAUAUUCGAACAGCCAAUGUUUGGAUAUUGAACAAUGGCUACCAAGAAAAGGAUAAGCCACAAAAUGAGGAAGACCUAAGUGAAGAGUACAAGUCUAGAUGUAUUUCAUUAAUCCUUGAAUAUCUCAAGAAAGAGAGAUUGGAUGGUGAAAACCCAUCUAACACAACUAUGGAGCAGAUCAGGAUUAAGCUAAGAAGAAUAGGUGGAAGUUUAAGUAGGUCCCAAGGAUUCAUAGAUGUUUUAUUAGAAAGACCAACUGAAUGCGUAAGCAAUAAAGUAGGUACAGAAGUGGAAGAUGGUGCAACAAGAAUUGACUUGGAGCAGCAGAAGCUGAAUUCAUUCACAAGAAGUCUUGUUAAUCUUGUCAAUCGAAAAAUCAGAGUUGAUCAAGUUUUCCAACGAAGAUUUCAAGAUAGACAACAAGAACUGAGAGCAUUGGUGGAGUGCAAAAUCAUCCAGUGUGGUAAAAUGGAGUUGGAGAAUAAGGUUGAAAAUUUUUCCACAUCCAUAAAACGGUUGGAGCCUGUUGUGCAUAAACUUUUCGUAAACAGCUUCAGUGAGUAAAUAGAUGGAGUUAAAACAAGAGGUGGAACAUCUGUCACUUACUGAAGCCAGGAACUACAGAUUGGUAACACUGAUCAGCAUGAGUUAAGAUUAUAUAACAAUAAUAACUAGAUUUGAGCUCGUCA